AUGGAAGUAGAGCUCUGUGAUAUUUGGUAAGAUUUAUGCAGCGAAAAAGAAAUUCCAAAGCAGUCACUGAUGAUUCAUAAAGUUCAUUGUGAACGAAACACAAUCCGAUGCGAAAAGUGCAAUGCCCCUAUCUCAAGAUCAGAAAAAGAGGAGCACGAUAAUCUAAAUCACGCUCUAAAACCAUGCCCUAAUUGCCAAGCCCAAAUAGAAGCCAACCAAUUUGAUAGCCACAUAUGUCCUAAAGCCCCAAAACUCUGCCCAUACUGUGAAGCUACCUAUCCUCUCGACCUUUUCAAUUCCCAUACCCAGACUUGUGGCAACAGGACUGAAAUCUGCAGAAAAUGCAAUAAAUACAUUCCUAUUAAGGACCUAAAAAAGCAUAUAGAAGCUGGAAACUGCAAUAAACCACAGCCAAAAUACCAGGAAAAUUUUAAUAACUCCCCCCCCCCCCUCCGUGAGCGAACAAAACCAUUAGAAAAAUCGCCAUUUUUUGACCAAAAACCCACCCUCCGUGAGUGAACAAAAAUUUUUUUAAUAGAAAAAAUUUUAAUGGAAAAAAAUUUUUGAUAUAUAAGUGAUAAUUAGUAUAAUGAAAUCUAGAGCUAAUUCUGUUUAAUUUUAAACAAAUUGCGUUUUAAAACAUAAAUUUUGCAAAUUAAAUUAAUAUUUGCUUCCCAAUUUUUGCAAAUUAGGAUUUUUUAAAUUUCGAAAAAAAUAUUUUUUAUAAAAUUUAUAUAUAAAUUUUUUUUUUAAAAAAAAAAAAUUAACCCCCCUCCGUGAGCGAACAAAAUUUUUUUUGUUCGCUCACGGAGGGGGGGGGGGGGAGUAAGGAAAAAGAAGACGAAAUCGAGCGACAAAUCAAAUCAAGGCAGCGUGAAGACCUGGCUAGGCAGAUGAUAAGGGAAGAACAAGAAAAACAGAAAGAAGUGGAAAUGGCUAAAAAGAAAAUAGAAGAAGAAAAAAAAGCUAAUUUUGAAGGUAUUGGGAGAAUCCAAGAGUAUGAGAGAGGACUGAGGAUGAGGAAACAGCAAAAAGAAGACGGGCAAGGCAUUGGGAGAGGGCAGGAUCUUGAAAGAGGUCUGAGAAUGAGCUAAGCUAAUGUAUAGGCCAUAAGCGCAGCCAACCACUAGCUAGGCCUUGUCUGGCUUCAAAAAGCGAGUCUCAAUAUACUUCAGAAUGUAAAUUAGGGAAAUGGAAGGCUGUCCUUUUGGGUUUCUGACUUGUAAAAGCCUGCCCAAAGGAUUAGCUCCCUAGGGCUCAGCCAAAGACUCGAGAGCACCAAUAAGGAAAACCAUGUGGCAAGUAAAAAUCUGCCUAGCCCAUCUGGCAGGGUCAGCGUAGAAAGAAAAUUACACUCUUCGGCAAGGCUUCCUCAAAUCUGAAGGUUUCCUCAAAAGUGACAGAGCUGUUUCAGCUUCAUCAGGAUGAGUCUGACCUGCGCAUAGAGAGUCUAUCUCGAAGUGCAUCUUCCAUCAGCAUCACAUUUCAUUUCAGGCUGAGCAUGAAGAAUAGGCAAGAUUUACAAAAAGAAGAAGGGAUGGAAAGAUUGAGAAAAAUCCAGGAGGAAAGUGAAAGGAUACAGAAAGAAAAAGAAGAAGAGGAUAGAAUUAAAGAUGUAUGGGAGGCAGCUGAGCAGAAAAAAGGGGGGUUUAGCAAUAAGAGCCAAGAGCCUAGAAAUAAGCUUGAUUAUAGAAAAAUGCCUCGUCAUAAUGAAGACCAAGAUGAGAUGGGAAGAUUGAGACAAAGGCAAGAAGAAAAUGAAUGGAUACAGAGGGAUACAGAAGAGGAAAGAGUUAAAGAUAUAUGGGAAGCUGCUGAGCAGAAAAAAGGAGAUUUCAGUAAUGCGAGGCAAGAGCCUAGGAAUAAAUUUAAUUAUCGAAAAAUGCCUCAUCCUAAUGAAGGCCAGCGCAGAAAAGACCCAAUUUAUAAGCCAGAACCACCAAAACAAAGCAGAUUUUCCCCACCAAAAGCGCAAAUACCGCCUACAGAAAACAGAUAUGUCCCUAAAUACAUCCCAAAUGUUCCUAAGCCUCCUGUCCCAGACAUAUCAGAAGACGAAAGACUUGCAAAGGAGCUUGCAGAAAAAUUAGACAGAGAAGUCGCUGAAAAUUUAAAUAGGCAAUUUGCUGCAGAAAUGUCUCCAGGAGAAGCUAGAAGGCCAGGCUGGGAAGAAGACGAAAGAAUCGCUAAAGAACUUGCUGAGCAGCAAGACUUAGAAGUAGCCCGCCAGCUUGCAGAAAAUAGAGAAGAAAGACCAGAUCCUCAAAUGUAUGACGAAUAUUCAGCACAAUUUGAGAGGGAACAGGAUUAUUCUUAUUUUUCUAAUCCUCCGAGGCAGCCAGAUAUGCCUUACCCACGUAGUAAUCCUUAUAAUCCUCCGAGGACAAAUCCAAGGGAAUCUCAAUUUGAAGAUGUAGAUAUUGAAGACCAGAUGCUGAAUCUAGCUAUUCUUGAAAGCUUAAAAAGCCAAAAAUAA
Messenger RNA from Blepharisma stoltei, 2476 nucleotides. Lineage: Eukaryota; Ciliophora; Heterotrichea; Heterotrichida; Blepharismidae. The record is from the annotation of a GenBank genome assembly.